AUGGCGGAGUACAGCUCUCUGCUCAGCGACCUGUCUGAAAACAUCACCAACGAGGACCUGGAGCAGCUGAAGUCGGCCUGCAAGGAGGACAUCCCCGAGGACCAGAGCAACGAGAUCACCUCCUCCAAGGAGUGGUUCGGCUACCUGGAGAAGAACGACAAGCUAGCCCAAGACAACCUGUCGUACAUCGAGCACAUCUUCGAGAUCUCGCGGCGACCGGACCUGCUGACGAGGGUGAUCGAGUAUCGCACCACCGUGCUCAAGAUCUCCGAGGACGACGAGAUCGAAACCAAGCUCACGCGCAUCCCCUCGGCCAAGAAAUACAAAGACAUCAUCCGCCAGCCCUCUGAAGAUGAGAUCAUCAAGUUGGCCCCGCCCCCUAAAAAGGUGUGAGGUCGCGACCCGCAACCCCGAUCUUUUGCACCUUGAGUUCUUCACUCCCGACCGUUUCCUGACCGACCCCAUCGCAACCCCACCUCACACACACACACACACACACACACACAUCAAGCCACGCCCCCUUCUUGCACUAACACAAGCCAUGACUGACCAACCAAUCGGAUUGUAGCGACGCAGCAUCUUCCCAAGCUGAGGGGAGGUGCGGAAGAAGUGAGACAUUAGAAGAAGAAACCUGGAGACGGAGCGACAGCGUACGUGUGUGAGGGGGAGAGAGAGAGAGAGAGAGAGGGAGAGAGAGAGAAAGAGAAAGAGAGGGAGAGAGAGAGAAAUAGAUCAGAAUGAGUGUAACCUGUAAAGACUGUUCGAUCUGUGAUGCUGUGCUUAUGCAACUGUGUGUGUCUGUGUGUGUCUGUGUGUGUGUGUGUCAGUGAAGUUAAUUAUAGUUAUGGACGAUGACGACAUCACUAAUAAUUUGAAACGACAAAACCCCGCCUUAAAAAAAAAAAAAGUUAGCAGCGAAUCAAAAUGUCAACAUUUCAGAAAAACAUUUCAGAAACUGGUAACCAUAGCAACAGUAGGCCGGAUGCAUUGUUUUGCAGACGUAACAAAUGCCGGAUAAUUCAGCAGAAGUCAAUUUUAAUAUGUGGAAGAGUUGACAGGAUAUUAAAUGAAAAUAAAAUGUAAUAGUUUAUAUUCUCAGAAACAUUUGUUGAAACAUGACGUGAAAGUGAUGUCACGUGACUUCAGGGUCCUUGUUCCCGCGUGCAGCUCCUCUAACACAGCAGGUGUGUUUUUAAUGUGAAAGACUUUAAUAUUCACGUCUGUCUUUUGUCUCGAGGAAGAAAGAACUUCACAAAAAGGUCAAAAUAUUCCCUUAAAGUCAAAACUUCAAUAAGUCCAGUCGGCCUCUUUGAGCCACAGCUGUUCUUAAACUCAACUUUAAG
Pseudoliparis swirei is the source of this 1343-nucleotide messenger RNA. Its product is annotated as astrocytic phosphoprotein PEA-15-like. Gene Ontology annotation, biological process: MAPK cascade; regulation of apoptotic process. Gene Ontology annotation, molecular function: protein binding. The record is from RefSeq and is a predicted model, not a curated record. The transcript has 3 exons. NCBI's taxonomy places the organism in Eukaryota, Metazoa, Chordata, Actinopteri, Perciformes, Liparidae. The coding region runs from base 1 to 393 and encodes 130 amino acids.